ACCGUCGAUAGUAAAAAAUACCCGAUAGUUAUUGGAAAUUUAAAAUCUUUUGAUCAACAUUUGCAAUGAAAUUAAAAUUGUUCAAAAUUUAUAAAAAUGGUUAAGCCAAAAACGGCUAAAUGGCAGAAAAACUACGAGAAGCUUGUCCAACAACAACAUCUUGGGCAGGUGAAAGCGACGAACUUAAGCCACCAGAUCCAUCGGUUAUUGAUCAGACACGCAGACAUAAAGCUCAACAUUGCACAGGAUGGUCAAAAGUAUGCUGAGAAAAUUGAAGCGAUGGAUCAUUUGCGCCAUCUAGUGGACAAACUGUUGCACUCAAAAAAACUAAAGCUGACUCCCCAAAAAAAGGAAAGCCUACGCAAAAUGAAAAUGCAACUUCCUUCCAGUUCGCUAUUGAAUCGCAUCAGGCUGAUGGAGUUGUUGGUAAAGCUGCCCAAAAACUCUGGUAGCUCCGCAGGUCUCCAUGUCGAUUGGCUGUGGUAUUGGCACGGAAAGGACAUCAAACGGCUAAAGAGACAAGAGCGUGGACUGGAUCGGCUCAAUAAAAAGACGCUGCACGUCAUCAGUGAUAUCCAUGAUUUGCAGUCCAUAAUCAAAUAUGUGCAAAAAUCCCAAUCCUCCAAGUUCCGCAUCAAACCCGUCAUCAUGCGCAGGCACUGGCUGGAGCCCACCAAUCACGGUUUCGAUGUGAAGGCCACUAUUGCCACGACGAACAAGAAUUAUCGCAAGAUGCUAGACGUGCGUCCUCGUUUUAUACUGCAGCAUGUGCCAAAAAUGAUGCCCAAUAUGUAUAGUUAUCUGGAUAAUUAGGGGGUUAUAUGAAAUAAUUUAUUAUGCAAGAAUUAGUCUAAAAGCCGCGCUACUUAAAUGCUAGCUAAAAAUGCUCUAUGGCCUAUUCUAAUCCUCUCCAGCCAUAUAUACAGCAGCCGCUUAAGUAUGUAUUUACAAAAUAACAACUACAACUAACAAUUAACAUUUUGUGUGUGUGUGUGUGUGUGUGUGUGCAUGUAUAUAUUUUGUUUAGAACAUCUUUGCUCAUAUGGCCUGCCUCGUUUGCUUUAACGUGUACCAGCUUCAGCUUGGGAUCCCUCAACAGAAACCUGGAUUGGUAUGCUCAAUGAUGCAGCGCUUGCAGUACUUCUUGACCGCCCGAUAGCCCUCGAUGGAUAUCUGGCAGUCCUGUAUGUUAAGCUGCUGCAGGCCGCGACAGUAAUAGGCUAUGCAUUGUACGCCACGGUCCGUAAUCAUAUCACAAUUGCGUAGGCUGAGCUUUUUCAGGUUCGGGCAACUCUCGGCGAGCGCGCGCAGACCCGCAUCGCUCACAUCGCACUUGCCAAUGUCGAGGGCGCGCAAGCGGGGGCAGGAGCGUGCCAGCACUGUGAUGGAAUCAUCGCUGACUGCCUCGCAGCCGCGCGCAUUCAAAUAGCGCAACUUGUAGCAGCGGCGUGCAAUGACCUUCAGGCCCGCAUCAGAGACUCUCUCGCAUUUGGCCACAGAUAGAUAGCGCAAGGCGGCGCCCAGCUUGGCCAGCUCGUACAGGCCAAAGUCCGUGAUGUUGACGCAGUCCGAAACGCUUAGCUCCUUUAGCGAAACACAAAAGCUGGGCACAAACUUCAGACCCGCAUCUGCAUCAUGGAAUUAAUGAAUUGUUAUAUCAUUCAAUUAAGUUUCUGGCAAUCACAAUGUGUUACCUGUAAUUUGAAUGCAGCGGCGCAGAUACAAAUACACCAGCUGUGGACAAUUUUUGACCACAAUUUUGAGGCCCAUGUCAUCGAUGGCCAUGCAAUCGGUCAGGUCCAGAUAUUGCAGCAGUAGACGACGCGGCGGUUCCAUAUGCGGAUUCGGACUUAUGCUGCUCACCUGACUACAGCCUGUGUGCGUUGGGGAUGCUGUAGAUUGCUACACUUGGUGAGCGCCUCGACCAGCGCCUGAUUGGACACGCCCUCGCAGGUCUGCAGCUGCAGAUGCGUCAGUUCGGGACAGCGACGCGUGAGCAACUGCAGACCUUUGUCUGAAAUGCGACAGCCAUCGGCGAGCAUAACGCGUUCCACCUCCGGGCAGGCGCCAUUGCAGCUCUGUCCGCACAGCUGGCGGAAGAUCAUCUUCAGCGUCUUGUCACCAUUCAAAUGCUCACCGCGCAGCGUGAUGCACUUCCAGAGUACCGGACGCCAGGCGAGCUGCUCGAAUCGUCGACAGACGCGUGCCACAUUGCACAGCUCGCAGCUAUCCAGCCAGCUGAAAAUGCGUACAACGGCCUCAUCGGGCAGGCGGUCAAAGUAGGGCCCGCAGCGAUAGGGACCCUUACGGUUCCAGGGUGGCGGCCCAAUGGCUGUGCCAUUGACCGUGCCGCUGCUGCUGCUGGUCAAUCCACGCCGCGGAGUUGUUGUGGGAGUGCUGCUGGUAAUGACACCUCCGCUGACCACGCUAGGGCUGCUAUUCUUGGGAUUGCUGCACACAACAAUGCCACCCGUGCUGCUCGGAUGAUGGCCAGUGGGCGAAGGCGACACCAGCGUGGCAUAUCCUUGGUCCAGGCUAGGUGAAAAACGACCCAUAUUGCACAGGCCAUCGGAUAGACUUUGGACUUUGGUGUGGUGAUGGUCCAGCUGGAAGGCAUUGGCGGGCGAGUUGGUGCUGCGAUUUAGCAAAUAACGAUCCGAGCCACUCGUCUCACUGGGACUGGAGUUACGCGGAUGAUGCAGACGUUCUAUAAAGAUAAAUGAAGAGAAUUAGAACUUUGUAAGAAUAUUUCUUUCGCUUGCAGCCAAGCAAAGACAGAGUACUAAUUUUCUAAAAUACCUUUUGUAACAGUAAUUUGAAAAGGAUAAGAAGCGGUAGCAUUGCCAUAUUAAAUACCCUUGCAAAAAUAUGACGAGACUUCCUAUAUGUCCUUAUUGUAUAAUACCCUAUGUCUAAUGUUGAGGCUUUAUCAUGCAAACCAUGUAAUAACUCUUUGACUCGUUCGUAUAACACAUUACAUGACAAAGUUAUAUCUAUUGAAAGGGUCUUAAAUAAUAAAUACCAAUAACACAAUUGUAAUACCCUAUAAA
Molecule: messenger RNA, 3050 nt
Organism: Drosophila virilis
Lineage: Eukaryota; Metazoa; Arthropoda; Insecta; Diptera; Drosophilidae
Source: RefSeq, a predicted model, not a curated record